Carya illinoinensis is the source of this 2206-nucleotide messenger RNA. Its product is annotated as protein SIEVE ELEMENT OCCLUSION B-like. Gene Ontology annotation, biological process: phloem development. The transcript is spliced from 7 exons. The record is from RefSeq and is a predicted model, not a curated record. The coding region runs from base 69 to 2000 and encodes 643 amino acids. NCBI's taxonomy places the organism in Eukaryota, Viridiplantae, Streptophyta, Magnoliopsida, Fagales, Juglandaceae.
CAAGCCGGUAAACAAGCCAACUUCUCUGUUCUUAUUCAAACCCCUCGCGCUUUGUGAUAGACAAUUCAAUGGCCAACAAGGAGGCCAUGGCUCCAGGUACCUCAGAGCGACCCAAGCCGGGCUUGUCCGACGCCGAGAUAAAGAAGAAAAUUUUGCAAAUCCAUCUCUCUCGGCCAGAAGUUGAUUUUGAUUUCUACCGGCCUCUUUUCCUUGAUGUCAAAAACGUUCUUCAACAUGCAACCCAUAUUGUUGACAAUGCUUUGGCGGGAAAAACUGAAAAACACCGGGAUAACCAGUACAAACUGGCCGAGGCCAAGCGCGAUUAUGGAAAAAUAUCAUCCACUGUCAAGGAACUUUCCUCCCAGCUGUCAAGGAAGGCUUCAUCAGGUGAUCCGGAAACCCACAAAACCACGAAAUCAAUACUUAAGAAGGCAGUCCGUAUCUAUUCAUGGGAGGGAAAGGCAGUGCUGACACUCGUGGCUUUUGCUUUGGACUACGGAGAUUUCUGGGGCCUCACCGGCCAGCUUCACUCCUUGGACCAAUUAAUUGGCAGUUUAGUGGGGAUCGGCCGGAAAGAUAAAACUGCAAAGUUAAAGCAUCCAGACCUUGAAAAAUACCGGGAACAGAUUGUGAAGCUUAAGAAUCUGGUCAAGAACACGUUGGAACUAAUAAAGGGCAUUUCCAAGUUGCACGAGCUACUUCGCCUAAAUAUAUAUGAUGUACCUGAAGGAUUCUCGACUGCCAGAGAACUUGUUCCAAUGGCUGUAUACUGGAGUAUCUACAGUCUUGUAGCUUGCACGACUCAGAUGUAUCGUCUGGCCAGCAAGGAGGACAACACACGGGAUGAUCUAUCGCCCUUGGCCAAGGAUAUCGAGACCACCUACGACUCACUUAAGGAGAAGAUUAAGCUUGACCUUCGACAGAAAGGGGAUGCAUGUUGGAAAAAUAAUUUUGAAUCUUGCAAAAUGGAUGACUGGCUCGAAAUACCUGAAGAAAUCGUAGGGGCUUUCAUGGAUGCGUUGAUUGAAACCAACGAUAAGUUGCAGAUUGAUCAUGUUAUUGAAGCGCGCUCUAUGUUCAAUACACGCACAAAAAAAAGGGUUAGCAUCAACGUGCUGAAAAAGAAGAAUAUUUUAUUGCUUAUUUCGAGCCUAGACAUCUCUGAUGAUGAGAUCUCGAUUGUGAAAGCAAUUGAUGAUGUAAUAAGGAAGAAAGACCCGUAUAAAAUUCUAUGGAUCCCAAUUGCGGAGCAAUGGACUGAUCGUGAUACACAAAAUAAGUUUGAGUCACAAUGUCGCAAGAUGACCAGCUGGUACAUCUUGCGCUACACUUCACUAGAAGGUAUAGAAGAUGAGUACUUGAGUAAGUAUGCAGAAGAUUGGCAGUUCAAGGAGCCUAUGGUGGUGGUGAUCAACCCACAAGGGGAGCUGGAAAACCCAAAUGCGUUCCGCGUGAUUCGGCUACAUGGUAUGAGUGCAUUUCCGUUCACCACAACAAAGGAAAAGUCACUGAUACCUGUGCCCAGUAUACCUGUACUUAGGCAUCCAAACAAAGAAAUGACUGGACCGUACAAGCUCAAGAGAAUAUACAAGUUCUACUAUGGAGGCAAAACAGAGUGGAUCAAACAAUUUACCAUCGAAAAAACUAUUCUGGUUGACGAUCAAAGGAUGCGAAAGUUGGCAUGCAUAGAAUUUUGUUUCUAUGGAAAAGGCCGGCUUAUAUUCAAUCAGGACAAUAAAUCCGAUCAGUCUGAUCAAGAAAAGAACAUGAAGCUACGAAUCAAAAGGGAAUACUCUCAUUUGCUUGAUCAGAUCAAUAUUAAGCAUGGAUGGCUAGUGCUAACCGAAGGGAGUACGGUACUAUUCACUUUUGAUCAGGGUAAGAUAAUCCUGAAGGUCUUUGAGCAGUUUUGCAAUUGGAAGAACAAGGUGAAUGAGCAUAAUUUCGAUGCAUGUUUCAAAGAGUACUAUGACAAGCUUCUUCAACCUAGGCGGCCUUGACAUAUAUGCCCCAUGGCCCCAUCGCAGUUGAAAAGAUCCUAAUUAAAGCAUAUGAAAUGCAUGCAUGGCUGUUCUUGUGAUCCUUAUCAAAUAAUGCUCAUAUAAUUAUAUAUGGUCAUUUUGGCUCCUCUUAAUGACCAGAUCAAUAAUGAUGAUCAGAUAUUUAUAUAUAUCAUAAAAAUAAUUGGGCCUUUUUUUUACGGUAU